This is a messenger RNA of Staurois parvus, 610 nucleotides long. NCBI's taxonomy places the organism in Eukaryota, Metazoa, Chordata, Amphibia, Anura, Ranidae. The record is from the annotation of a GenBank genome assembly.
GCCCCAUCAUUGGUGUCAGUGGGAGGAAUAGUGCCCCAUCAUUGGUGUCAGUGGGAGGAAUUGUGCCCCAUCAUUGGAAUCAGUGGGAGGAAUAGUGCCCCAUCAUUGGUGUCAGUGGGAGGAAUAGUGCCCCAUCAUUGGUGUCAGGGGAGGAAUAGUGCCCCAUCAUUGGUGUCAGUGGGGGAGAAUAGUGCCCCAUCAUUGGUGUCAGUGGGAGGAGGAAUAGUGCCCCAUCAUUGGUGUCAGUGGGGGAGAAUCGUGCCCCAUCAUUGGUGUCAGUGGAGGAAUAGUGCCCCAUCACAUUGGUGUCAGUGGGAGGAAUAGCACCCCAUCAUUGGUGUCAGUGGGAGGAAUAGCGCCCCAUCAUUGGUGUCAGUGGGAGGAAUUAGCGCCCCAUCAUUGGUGUCAGUGGGGAGGAAUAGCGCCCCAUCAUUGGUAUCAGUGGCAGGAAUUGCCCCAUCAUUGGUGUCAGUGGGAGGAAUAGUGCCCCAUCAUUGGUGUCAGUGGAGGAAUAGUGCCCCAUCAUUGGUGUCAGUGGGGAGGAAUCGUGCCCCAUCAUUGGUGUCAGUGGGAGGAAUAGUGCGCCCCAUCAUUGGUGUCAGUGGGAGGA